AUGGAUUUCGCUUUAGUUGCGCACGUGACCAAACCAUUUGAGCGUGAAAAGGACAAAACACAAUCACAAAUUCAUUUUCACUCGUUGUUGAUGUCGCAAAAGUUGUGCAAACUUCCUUUAAAACCAGAACUCUUUACCUUAAAUCUCGAAUAUAAAAAAGAAGGAAUCGAUAAAAGACCCUCACCGUAG
Molecule: messenger RNA, 189 nt
Organism: Clunio marinus
Lineage: Eukaryota; Metazoa; Arthropoda; Insecta; Diptera; Chironomidae
Source: the annotation of a GenBank genome assembly